Molecule: messenger RNA, 1902 nt
Organism: Arabidopsis lyrata subsp. lyrata
Lineage: Eukaryota; Viridiplantae; Streptophyta; Magnoliopsida; Brassicales; Brassicaceae
Exons: 6
Coding region: 480-1715 (411 amino acids)
Biological process (GO): regulation of gene expression
Cellular component (GO): peroxisome
Molecular function (GO): RNA nuclease activity
Source: RefSeq, a predicted model, not a curated record
UCUUAAAAAAAAAGAGAAAAAAAGGAAAACAGAAAGACGUUUCUUACAUCUUGAUUUCUGAUUUUCUUCGAGCAACUCUAUAAUCCGAUCAGAGAAUCCAUCGAUUCAGCAUGUAUAUCCAAUCAGAGAAUCCAUCGAUUCUGCAUGUAUCUGGGCCGAUCUAGAUCGUUGAUCAUAUUUGGCUUCAAUUGAGUGUGAAUUAUUGCAAAGAGAAGCCGGAUAGCCACUCAUGAAGGUAGGAAACACCAUGACCGAUAUCUGAAGGUAGACAGGAGUCGAAAACCCCGAUUGUCUUAAUCCUGGCAAAAGUUAGAUUUCAAUGCGUGCCCAUAAACCAAUCAAUCAUCAUCUCUAUAAGAUAUGCAAGACACCGACUUGAACUCUCCAAGCCGUUUUGUACAGCUUCACAUCAUCAAGGAAAGCAAUUGAUUGAGACAUUGGAAAAAAGAAAAAUGAGUCGUUUGCUGUGAGUAAAGACCAUGCCCAGAAGAAGACUUUUCGCCGUGGCUAGGACAUUCGCCUUCUGGGACGUUCACAGUUGGCACCCGUCUAAGGAUAGUAUUUUUUUUUCCGACCCUGGUUAUAUUGGUUUGGCAUUCCGCUUGCCUCUUUAUGAAGAGGGUGUUCGAAGCCUGCGCUCAAUCGAUGCUUAUUGUGGUAGGGAUAUGUUCUCCGAAGACCAGAUGUUAAAGUGCGAAGAUGUCGGAAUCAACGUCAUGCUCUUAGGGAAUACUAGAUCGGCAUUCGUUAAUUUGAUGUUAUGGGACAUUGCAUCAAUGGCAAGGAGCCAGCGUUUUGGAAGUAAAAAACCAAAUUUGGUGGUCUUUUCAAAAAUCUCUGAGCACACGGAGAUGAUGACUAAGGCUCUUGUUUCUUUGAGACGAGUAGGUUGCAAUGUUUUGUUUGCAAUGCCUAAUGAUACCAAUAAAUCAUAUGGAGAUUUUGGAGUCUCCUUAUCUGAGGACGAGUAUGGCAAUGUUUCCUUAGCACUGCUGUCUGAUCCCUCAUCAAAAGUCCCAGUAGUGUCUUGUCCAGACCUAUUUGAUAAAGAAAAAGUACUUGCAAAUGUUUAUGAUCCUGAUGAAGAAGAAGAAGAAGAAGAUGAUGUAAUGGAUGUAGAAGAGGUAGAGCGUAGAGUUUCUCCAGAGCCUUUCAUACCCCCUGAGGCAGAGGCAGAGAGUAGUACCUGUUUCGUCCUUCCCGAAAAGGUUGGUACAUGCGUCUUCUGGGACGUCCAGGAUUACCAAGUUCCUCUAGGUCUGCAGCCUGAAACGUUUAUUCAGAAUAUCAAGACAGCUCUUGGAACAGAGGAUGACAUCUUAAUCUUGGCUUAUGGUGCUGAUGAGAAAUCUUUCCCGGAUAGCUAUCGUACCCAUUCCAUAUUCACCUCAGUUUCAGCAGACAAAUAUACAAGACUUACUGUGAUGAUGGUGGACAUUAUUUGCUGGGUUGUGAAAAAUCGUUCUGCGUGCCCAAACCUGUUGGUAAUCGCGAAUGCCAGUGUAGAAGAUCCACAAUUCUGGCCAUUUCUUCUAGGUUUGGGAUAUAGAGGUUUCAAUAUUUUUGCAACAAUCCCUGAUACGGACUUACCUGAUGAUAAAACUGAGACGGCGGAAAGGCUUAUGUUUAACAAGUCCUUAUUGUCUUGGAAAAACCUUUCAUGUAAACGAAAGCGUAAGGGCAUAGAGGAUACUGUUUCUGGUUCUGAUGACUAACUUCUGUGCGCAGCAGGUCUCAACUACCCCCUGGUUUGACAACAAUGUUUUAUCAUUUCUAUGUACCUCUGAAAACAUUGAGCUUUCAUCUUUGUUAAACUCUUUCUUCUGUUGAACGCUUUGCUCUGUUAAACUCUUUCUUCUGUUUAACUUUUGCUGUUUUAUUCGUUUCCCGUUCUAUUUUUAA